Molecule: messenger RNA, 207 nt
Organism: Clunio marinus
Lineage: Eukaryota; Metazoa; Arthropoda; Insecta; Diptera; Chironomidae
Source: the annotation of a GenBank genome assembly
AUGAAUGUUGUUGUUGAUGAUGAUGAUGCUGAUUGUUUAACUGAUGGUUCAUGGAAUUUAUUAUUUCAAUCUUUCAAACAAACAAAAUGUCAAGCGAUGUCUCUUGAUACUGAAAUGCUUUUAAGAAUUUUGUCAACAUAUUUUAGGAGGAAUAGAUUAGAUAAAGUAUUUCCACAACAUCAUUGCAACAACAACAUGAACAUUUAG